AUGAAUCCCAAAAAGCGUCCGCUCCCUAGCCCUGAUGCGGACUUGCUUCCUGCCUGCAACCAAUGCCGCUCACGCAAGGUCCGUUGUGAUCGGAUCCAGCCUGAGUGUUCGACCUGCCGCAAAUCCAACGUUCCAUGCGACUUCUCCGCUUCUUUCAAACGGGUUAACCCCGCUAAGCAGCUGCUCCAUGAUUUCUCCGCUGUCCUGGCGCGCCUCGACCAUGUUGAUCGCACCCUCGCGCAACUUUCCGAGAAAGUGGACUCAUUGUCCCCGCAGUCGACAGGGGCAGCUCUAACGACUGCGACCGGCACAGCCGGGUCCGAGCCAGCCAACGACCCUACCGCAGAGGAGAUUGCGACUAAACAGGUGUUGGAACUUGGGGACAUCGGAGAGCGUCUAUAUGGAUAUCCUGCAGCUCUCUGUCUCUUCCGAUCUUCACAGAAGCUGCUCUGGACAGCUCUGGGAGGCUAUCCCCACAUUGCUCCUCUGCGGGGUGCCGUGGCGAUAGCGGCCGACCAACCGUCCUUGCGGCCCUCACUGGUACGACAUUACGAAAACUUCCCUUUUCGUGGGAAAUGUAUGGAGCCACCAAUUGCAAGAGACCAGGGUCCGAUCCUGCUACCGCCCCUGGUCAUGCUAGAAUCGGCCGUCCCGAGUUACCUGGAGAAUAUCAACGCUCAGGUUCCCGUCUUUGACGCCGACUCGCUGUAUGUAGCGAUCCAGACGUGUUACCAGGCCCCAAAUGCGGCCAUGAGUUCCACUUGGGCCAUCUGUUUCAACUGCAUCGUCCUCUUGGUCUGGAAUUUGGAGGCACGAGUUGCUCUCCGAGCCAAGUCGGUUGUUGACCCACGGAAGAACAAGAGGCUGACCGCGUUGCCACUCGCUAACUGUCGCAGAGGGUUAGUGGAUCUACAAAGAUUCUCGCAGCCAUCCCUCAGUAGUCUUCAGGCGUUGAUCCUUUCAACUUUGGUGGCCCGCGAGUUCUUUGUCUCAGCGGUGUUUGAGAAGGCCUGCCAGACUGCCUGCCAAGUGGCACGCUCGGUGGGCCUCAGUCGCUCGAUCGAGACACUGGAUCAUGUGGAAGAUAGCGCGCAGCUGCGCACGCGAGAGCGACUAUUCUGGGCGCUUUAUUCCCUGGAUAAACAGCGGGUAUUCCUAAGCGGACACUCCUCCGAUCUAUAUCUUUUCGACUCCGGCCUCCAGCCCCCCCGUUGCAGUAGCGAGAUGCCUGCCGCUUCCCAGCUCCAAUUUGCCUCGGUGCAAAUGAUGACGAUCUGGGAGGAGAUCUACCUGUGCCUUUACUCCUCGCGGGCCGCACGCUUCGGGGUAGACCAUCGUCGCGAUCAAAUCCGUGCACUGGGCCGUCUCUAUGCAGACUUUUCCCGACAGCAAGAGGAGCUGCUCAGUUCAUCAUUCCUGAUCCGUGCUCCUGACCUGGGCAUGAUGCAACUCGAGCUCAAAUAUCGGUACCACGUAGGACAGAUCUUGAUUUAUCGGUGCGAUCCAUCGGCGGAGAGUCAACAGGAAACCCGGCACCACUCACUUCUGGCACUGAGAAUUAUGAGUGAAGUAUUCCACGCACCGGUGACAGCUAACAGUUGCGCCGUGUUGGGCCGGUAA
Messenger RNA from Aspergillus sclerotioniger CBS 115572, 1620 nucleotides. RefSeq lists its product as uncharacterized. NCBI's taxonomy places the organism in Eukaryota, Fungi, Ascomycota, Eurotiomycetes, Eurotiales, Aspergillaceae. The record is from RefSeq and is a predicted model, not a curated record. The coding region runs from base 1 to 1620 and encodes 539 amino acids. The transcript has 4 exons. Gene Ontology annotation, biological process: regulation of DNA-templated transcription; DNA-templated transcription. Gene Ontology annotation, molecular function: zinc ion binding; DNA-binding transcription factor activity, RNA polymerase II-specific; DNA binding.